GAAGCCCCCGGCCUUGCCCUCAGCCAAGAUGGCGGCGGCCUGAAAGAAGAAGAAAGAGCCGGCGGUUGGCCUCGUCCCUUCUCCCCUCAUGCCCCGCCGGGAUGCUCCGCUCGAGCGGCUUCCUGCGAGGCGUCGACUGCCCCUUCGGCACCGCCUGCCACAGGCCCUACUGCCACCUCCGACACCCGCCGGGCCCGCAGCAGGGCCAGGCCAGGCCCCCCCCGGCCAGGAGCAGCAGGAGGCCCUCCGCCUCGGCAGCAGGUGACGGCGCUCUGCCUAUGCUCAGGGGCCGGGAGGGAGGGAGGGAGGGAGCCACGCCCGCCCUCAGGAGGGAGGGGAAGGCGCUCUGCGUAUGCUCAGGGGCCGGGAGGGAGGGGGAAGGGGGAAGGGAGCCACGCCUGCCCUUGGGGGGGAGGGGAAGGCACUCUGCGUAUGCUCAGGGGCCGGGAGGGAGGGGGGAAGGGAGCCACGCCCGCCCUCAGGGGGGAGGGGAAGGCGCUCUGCGUAUGCUCAGGGGCCGGGAGGGAGGGGGGAAGGGAGUCACGCCCGCCCGCAGGAGGGUGGCGCUCUGCGUAUGCUCAGGAGCCAGUCGAGGGGGAGGGAGGGAGGGAGCCACGCCUGCCCUCAGGGGGGAGGGGAAGGCGCUCUGCGUAUGCUCAGGGGCCGGGAGGGAGGGGGGAAGGGAGCCACGCCUGCCCUUAGGGGGGGAGGGGAAGGCACUCUGCGUAUGCUCAGGGGCUCCUGUGCUCCCAUAUAUCUGUAGGUAUAUAGAUACAGAGCGCUCUGCGUAUCCUCAGGCGCCAGUCGAGAGGGAGGUAGGGAGGGGGGAAGGGCCCCACGCCCGCCCUCAGGGGGAAGGCGCUCUGCGUAUGCUCAGGAGCCAGUCGAGAGGGAGGGAGGGAGGGAGCCACGCCCGCCCUCAGGAGGGAGGGGAAGGCGCUCUGCGUAUGCUCAGGGGCCGGGAGGGAGGGGGGAGGGGGGAAGGGAGUCACGCCCGCCCUCAGGAGGGGGGGAAGGCGCUCUGCGUAUGCUCAGGGGCCGGGAGGGGGGGAGGGGGAAGGGAGUCACGCCCGCCCUCAGGAGGGAGGGGAAGGCGCUCUGCGUAUGCUCAGGGGCCAGUCGAGGGGGAGGGGGGAAGGGAGCCACGCCCGCCCUCAGGGGGGAGGGGAAGGCACUCUGCGUAUGCUCAGGGGCUCCUGUGCGCCCAUAUAUCUAUAGGUAUAUAGAUACAGAGCGCUCUGCGUAUGCUCAGGGGCCAGUCGAGGGGGAGGGAGGGAGGGAGCCACGCCUGCCCUUGGGGGGGAGGGGAAGGCACUCUGCGUAUGCUCAGGGGCUCCUGUGCUCCCAUAUAUCUAUAGGUAUAUAGAUACAGAGCGCUCUGCGUAUGCUCAGGGGCCAGUCGAGAGGGAGGGGGGAAGGGAGUCACGCCCGCCCGCAGGAGGGAGGGGAAGGCACUCUGCGUAUGCUCAGGAGCCAGUCGAGGGGGAGGGAGGGAGGGAGCCACGCCUGCCCUCAGGGGGGAGGGGAAGGCACUCUGCGUAUGCUCAGGAGCCAGUCGAGGGGGAGGGAGGGAGGGAGCCACGCAAGCCCUCAGGGGGGGAGGGCAAGGCGCUCUGCGUAUGCUCAGGGGCCGGGAGGGGGAGGGGGAAGGGAGUCACGCCCGCCCGCAGGAGGGAGGGGAAGGCACUCUGCGUAUGCUCAGGGGCUCCUGUGCUCCCAUAUAUCUAUAGGUAUAUAGAUACAGAGCGCUCUGCGUAUCCUCAGGCGCCAGUCGAGGGGGAGGGAGGGAGGGGGGAAGGGCCCCACGCCCGCCCUCAGGGGGAAGGCGCUCUGCGUAUGCUCAGGGGCCGGGAGGGAGGGGGGAGGGGGGAAGGGAGCCACGCCCGCCCGCAGGAGGGAGGGCGCUCUGCGUAUGCUCAGGGGCUCCUGCGCUCCCAUAUAUCUAUAGGUAUAUAGGUAUAGAGCGCUCUGCAUAUGCUCAGGGGCAGGGAGGGAGGGGGGGAGGGAGCCACGCCCGCCCUCAGGAGGGAGGGCACUCUGCCUAUGCUCAGGGGUUCCUGCGCUCCCAUCUAUCUGUCUGUCUGUCUAUCUAUCUAUCUAGAUAUCAUUAUCUUUCUAUCUAUCUGUCUAUUGUGCUCUGCGUAUGCUCAGGGGCUCUGGCACUCCUAUCUAUCUGUCUUAUCUGUACUGUAACUAGAUAUAUCAAUAUAUCUUUCUAUCUAUCUGUCUAUUGUGUUCUGUUGUAUGCUCAGAGGUACGUCGAGAGGGAGGGAGGGAGUGAGGCGGGGGAAGGAAACCCCACCCUGCAUCAGAGGAGGGGAAGGCACUCUGCAUAUGCUCAGGGACUCUUGUACUUCUAUCUAUCUAUAUAUCACUAGGCAUAUCUGUAUAUCAUUAUCUUUCUAUCUGUCUGUCUAUUGUGCUCUGUGUAUGCUCAGGGCCUCUGGCACUCCUGUCUAUCUAUGUAUGUAUCUAUCUACAGCAUAACUAGAUACUUCUAUAUAUUGUUAUCUAUAUCUAUCUGCCUAUCUAUCUAUUGUGCUCUGUGUAAGCUCAGAGGCUCUUGCACUCCUAUCUUUGUAUCUAUCGUAUCUAUAACUAGAUAUAUCAAUAUUUCUAUCUUUAUCUGUCUAUGGUGCUCUGUGUAUGCUCAGGGGCUCUUGCGCUCCCCUCUAUCUAUAAUGAGGUAUAUCUAUGCGUACGCAAGGGUACGCAUACUCCCUGAACAUUUUGUGAAUCUAAGUUUGGCCUCAUUGAGGGGCGGUAUAUCAAUACGAGUAGGAAUAUGAGAGUACCCCUAAACAUUUUUUUAAAAGAAAAAAAAAGCACUGGCCUUGGCAAAUGAAUAAGCUUAAUGCUUUCAGUUAGGGAAUCUCCCAAUCUGAAAAAGCUGGGGGGGGGGGCAUUCGUGUUUUACGUGCACUGUGGGGUCUCUGGAGGCUCGUGGGAAAGUUAAACAUCAGAAAACCUAAAAGAGGGCAGUGUCUCUUUAAAAGCCAUGCGAGUCUGCGAAACUGGGACCUGUGACCAGUUUCCUCCACCCUCUGCUGCCACAGGAGUUAGGGCAGUCAUGACUGCCGACGUCCUCGCCUGCAAAGGAGACGUUAAAAUAAGAGUUGAAAGCAUGAACAAAUACCUCCGUUCCUUGCUAACGCACGAGAGCCCAGGUAAAAUAUAUAUUUUUUAAAAAGAUAGAAUCCUGCUAUCCUUGGUGUUCUUUCUUUGGGGUGCCAGGUAAAAAAAGAUUGCUCUCUGGAGGUGAGGCACGCUAUCUUCCAGGCGAAUAGCCUACAAUGCGGCUGGUGAAUUUUGUAUGUAGGCUGUGUAACCCUUCACUCUCUGCUACUUACCUGUGAAGCAUUCUUGAAAUCCUUUGUUUUCAUCUAAGCUUUCCUGUGCUAUAUAUCUAUAUCUAUAUCUAUAUCAUCUAUAUCUAUAUCUAUAUCAUCUAUAUCUAUCUAUAUAUCUAUAUCUAUAUCUAUAUCAUCUGUAUCUAUAUAUCUAUAUCUAUAUCUAUAUAUAGUUGUUGUUGUUUAGUCAUGUCCGACUCUUUGUGACCCCCUGGACCAGAGCACGCCAGGCCCUCCUGUCUUCCACUGUCUCCCGCAGUUUGGUCAAACUCAUGCUGGUAGCUUCAAGAACACUGUCCCACCAUCUCGUCCCCUUCUCCUUGCACCCUCCAUCUUUCCCAACAUCAGGUUCUUUUCCAGGGAGUCUUCUCUUCGCAUGAGGUGGCCAAAGUCUUGGAGCCUCAGCUUCAGGAUCUGUCCUUCCAGUGAGCACUCAGGGCUGAUUUCCUUAAUGAUGGAGAGGUUGGAUCUUCUUGCAGUCCAUGGGACUCUCAAGAGUCUCCUCUAGCACCAGAAUUCAAAAGCAUCAAUUCUUUGGCGAUCAGCAUUCUUUAUGGUCCAGCGCAUUGGGUCAAAUACAUGUCCACAGAGAGGGUUUUAAACUGGUGGGGGUAGACUGCAUUUGAUAAUUAAUCCAGUGUUGACUUAAAUCUCCUGGAGGUGUGUUUUUAUUUAAAGUACUGAAUGUUUAAUGUUCCCUACUCUUAACGGCUGGAUUAAGUAGCAAUUGCAUUGUGAAGUGCAAUUUUUCAAGCUGUUGGGGUCAACUUGGACCCGUGAUACCUGGAAAAGAGUAUUCUCACCCCCCCAGUUCAUUUUACCUGGGUCUUAAGUGACCUUUGAUCCUUACAUAGUGUAAUCAUCAAAAUUAAAAAAAAAUUGGGGUGUGUGUGCUCGAAACACCAUUGAAAAAUCAAUCCCUUUGUUGGAAGGGGAACCAACGAGAAAGAAAAGCAUAGGAAUUGUCCUAAAACUAUUGGUUUCUUCUUCUGUGGCUCCCUCCCUCAAUUUGGUUUUGGACGGGUUACUUUUAAGAGCACGACAACCUGCCUUAAACCAGAUCAAAAUAACAGAGCAGGGAAGCUCGUUCUGUCGGGAGCUGUGUCUUUGCAGGGUCUAGGGCAGAGAUCGGGGUCCCUGAGUCAUGUGCAAGAUAACUUAGUGUGCAAAGCAUUGCUUGCAAAGUACCGUAUUUUUUGCUCUAUAAGACUCACUUUUUCCCUCCUGAAAAGUAAGGGGAACUGUCUGUGCGUCUUAUGGAGCGAAUGCAGGCUGCGCAGCUAUCCCAGAAGCCAGAACAGCAAGAGGGAUUGCUGCUUUCGCUGCGCAGCGAUCCCUCUUGCUGUUCUGGCUUCUGAGAUCCAGAAUAUUUUUUUUCUCGUUUUCCUCCUCCAAAAACUAGGUGCAUCUUGUGGUCUGGUGCGUCUUAGAGAGCGAAAAAUAUGGUAUGUGUUGGUCUUAUCAUGCUGUUUCCUUGAAGGCUUAUGUAGGAAGCUUCCUGGUCAGGCUGUUCAUCUGUUGUCGCCUGUGCUAACUGACAGAACCUCCAAGGUUAUUAAUAUUAAAUUUGUAUACUACCCUAUACCGGCUGGUCUCACAAAAAAGGAGCUUUUUUCCCCUACCCAGAGAUGCUGGGAAUUGAACCCAGAACCUUCUGCACGCUGUCCCACUGAGCUACAGGCUUUCGCCUAAAGAAAUGGCUUCUUUAAAUAUGAAUAUCGGAAAGUGACUUAUGCCACUGAUCUUCCAGCUUAGUGUUGUCUACACGGACUGGCAGCUGCUGUCCAGGUUUUCAGGCAGGGAGUCAUUUUCUCCAGCUGUCCCUGGAGAAUCCAGGAUUUGAACCUGGCACUUAUUUUAUUUUAAUUUUUUGCGUGGAGAGUGUGUGCUCUUCCCACCAAGCUAUUUUUCCUGAAUCACCUAUAUAUGUUGCACGUUUAACCUGCUGAAGAGGGAGCCUUGAAUUACCCAAGUCACGAAGAAAGGUGGGAGAGGAAAUUAGCAAAUGGCCUUUGCAGUUAUCUGUUUCACCGUCUCGCUGGGACGAAGCCGCUGUUCUCCAUGUCCUUCAUUAGAAAGAAGAGCUUUGUUUUUGUUUUGCUAUUAAUUGCCCUUAAAUAGGGUGCUGAAAUGACUCGGAGCGUUGCAUGGGGGAAUUGGCAAAUUUUCAAACAUCCGUUGCAUGCGAUGGUCUCUCCCUGCUAUCUAUCUAUCUAUCUAUCUAUCUAUAUUUAUCUGUAUUCUCAAAAAAUUUUAUUGGUAUUCACAAUAUUAUAAACAAACAAACAAACACACAAGACAAACAAACAAAACAAAGAUAAAUCAUAGCCUUAUUAAAAAUUACAGUUACUAACUUUGUUAAGUGACUUCCUCGCUUCCCCUUGGUUGAAUUUCAUUGCAUAUCCUUUUAACGGUUUUCCAAAUCCCAAUUUUUAUGAAAUUUAACUUAAACAUUAACAUCCUUAAAUCUUCACCUUAUAGAAUUAAACAUAUUAAUUCAUCAUUUAACAUCAAUAAAAUCCUAAGCCCUUUAAGUAUCUGCAAGCUAUUUCCAGUUAGUUUAACUUAACAAAUUUAGCUAAAUAAUCAUUAAAUUUAUUCCAUUCUUCCUGAUACUCUUCCUCCUUCUGGUCGCAGACUCUUCCGGUCAGGUCGGCUGCUAAUUAUAAGACAAGUUGGGUUAAGCUUUGAACUGCAGGUGUCCAGAAACUCACCGCCUCAUUUCUGUCUUUUCUUUCGAGGCAAAUUUCACAGGGGUGAAACUCGGUUUGUGUGUAAAGGGGGGUGGAGGUCAAAAUAGCUUUUCAGUUCCACUUUUCAGUAAUGUUUCCUGAGCAGCUGCAACUUAUGAUGGUCCCUGACCCCCCCUUUGCAAGAUUCAGCGCUGGCCAACACCUCCCACCCCCCAAUGUUGCUAGACUGCAAGUCCCACAAUUCCUGACCAUUGGCCGUGUGGGCUGAUGGGAAUUGGGAGUCCAUGCAUCAUUGGGGGGGGGGGGAUAGAAGUUUUCCCUGACCCUCAUCUCAGGACAGGAGCACCUCUUGUAAACAGAGGCAUUCUCGCGUUUUCUUAGCUUGUUUCCUGAUACUCAAGAAAGGAGAUUCCGACGAAACAUUAGGAAGAGCUUUCUGGCGGCAAGAGUGGAACGGGCUGCUUCGGAAAGUUGGAGGUUUUUAAGCUGUCCGUCACAGGAUGCUUCAGCUGUGAUCCUGGCAUUUUGGGGGGUUCAGCUGGAUGACCCCUGGGAGGCCCCUUUCGCCUCUGCAAUUCUGUGAGAUCAGAGAGGGGGACCUGUGGCUUUGGGAUCGAGUCCGGCAAGCUCUAAAACGCAGCACAGCAGCGUGGGGAGAUCAUCUGCGCUACACUCCUUUUCAAAACCUCGAACGCAUUUGACAUUUCUGUUAGUUCUCGACGAAGAGCCGUUUCCAGAAAUAGGUUGACUCCGCAAGUUUGGCCAGAGUGGCUUGUGGCGGCGGGAGAUUUAUAUCUCUUCGUUUCUGGGGUGGCUUCUGUAAGCGAGCUUCACGGAAAGUGGGCUUAUCUCUGCUCUUCAGGCGACCAGCUUAAGAAACUGAUUAAAAAACAGAGCCUUCUUGGGCAAUAGUUCCUUUCCUAGAAGUCUUUGUAUUGGGCAAUUGUUCUGAAAAUCCUUUCCCCGCCGCUUCCAGUUUGGUUAAGGCAAGGUAGUACUUCAGUUUCCUCCUUUUGGUCCCUUUUUCUCAGAGAUUAUGUCUGCCUAGCUAAGGCAGGGAGGUUAUUUCCAGCUAGCAACAGUCCCCACAAAAUGGGGGGAGUAGCUGUGAUGGGUUCAUCGGUAAUACCCUGCCAGAACUCUCGCCCUCUGGUCCAAUACCAUCUGUACUAUAUUGCUCUGAAAAACCAAUAAAAAAAUGUGUUCGUGCUCUGCUUUUUAAAUUAAAAGAUACAUAAUCUGUACUGGCUUGACAGCAGUCACUCUCUGGCAGUCUUUGAAAUUUGCCAGGCCCCAGGCUCAUUUUGAACCUGGCUAUUGGCCACUUGACCACACGGGUGGCACUGUGGGUUAAACCACAGAGCCUAUGACUUGUUGAUCAGAAGAUCGGCAGCUCGAAUCCCCGCAAUGACGGGGUGAGCUCCUGUUGCUCGGUCCCUGCUCCUGCCCACCUAGCAGUUCGAAAGCACGUCAAAGGUGCAAGUAGAUAAACAGAUACCUUCUGGUGGGAAGGUAAACGGCGUUUCCAUGUGCUGCUCUGGUUCGCCAGAAGCGGCUUAGUCCUGCUGGCCACAUGACCUGGAAGCUGUACGCCGGCUCCCUCGGCCAGUAAAGCGAGAUGAGCGCCGCAACCCCAGAGUCAGCCACGACUGGACCUAAUGGUCAGGGGUCCCUUUACCUUUACCUUUUAUGGACCAAUUGCGACCAAGUGAAGAUGCCUGGGGAUCGUUGGAUCUUGACUGUUUUCACACACUAACGCCUCAUCCUGCAGAAUUCUGCCAGUUAUAUUUUACUUGCACAAUUGGAAUGAAUCUCAGGAACCAAAAUGCUUUUUCUGGGCAGCCUGAGCAGGAGCAGCGAACGGCGUUAUAGCAAAUUGUUGUCGCUUCUCUUCGUUUCCUCCCUGCUCACAGUUGUGCGGAAUAUCCCUACGUUAGGAAUGGUCCGUGUCACCAUUAAGAAAAAGACGGGAAUAGGCCAAUAUAGAUGUCGACUGCCCCUGGAUCAAGGGACUUUCCUUCAUAAAGUUCUCAGAGCUCUUAAACUAGCUCAGGGUUGUCCUCUGAACUAACCAGAUGAAAAUCAAAGUCUGUCCGACUUUUGAGCCUUCUCGCCCCAAAACGACAUUCCAUUUUGGCCACUAUAACCUUGGUUUAAGGAGCCAUUUGGCACCUAGCUGAUAUAUACAGCGGUACCUCGGGUUACAGACGCUUCAGGUUACAGAUGACUCCGCUAACCCAGAAAUAGUACCUCGGGUUAAGAACUUUGCUUCAGGAUGAGAACAGAAAUUGGUGCAGUGGCAGCGGGAGGCCCCAUUAGCUAAAGUGGUACCUCAGGUUAAGAACAGUUUCAGGUUAAGAACGGACCUCCGGAACGAAUUGCCAUGCCAAUGGUUGAUGCAUCGCUGAUGCAGUCUGGUGGAUUAUACAUUUUAUUUUUAAAAUUAGAUGGGAAUUAUCAGAAAGAUGCUAAGUCGUAACUUUUCCCUUUCCUCUUUCCCCCUGCAGGGUGCGGCUACGACCCUUACAACCCGGAGCUUCCCAAGCCCGUGCUGCAGAGCCGCAAUGGCUCCUUGGAGGAGAUCGCCGAGGCGGCGCCAGGCAUCCUGGAGCUCGAGCUGGUCAACAAGGCCAUCGAGGCCGUCAAGAACGAAGUCGAGCGAGAGCAAAAGAAGUACGAGGAGCUCUUGGGGACGGCGAAGGAGUACGGCUCUUCCGAGCCCCCGUCGCUGGUCUCCAAGGCCUCUGGGUCAGCAGCACCCAAGUCAUUCGCUGCCUUGGAAUAUAACCCCGGGGGCUACAGCACGGGCGGCAGUGCUGACUACAAUCCCACCCCUCUUGCGGUGGCCACUCCUAGCCGCUCCACUAAGUACACCUUAGAUUCCUUCGACAAGGCAAAAGGCAAGGGCAGCUCGCUGGAGUACGUCCCCACGGUGGUCACCCAGCCCAAGAAGUACAGUUGCGCCGUGGCCAAGAGCAAGUACACCCUGGACAACUCCAAGCCGUCCACGGACUUGGAAUAUGACCCUCUUUCGAAUUACUCCGCCCGGCUCCUGAGCAAAGCCAAAGAGCAGAGAGGGGCCAAGAGGAAAAGGGAGGCCGACCCAGAGGAGGGGUAUUCGCCUUCUCCCAAGAAGCACUGCGACGCAGGGAGCGGCCCCGAGCCGGACGCCAGGUUCUCCGACUCGGAAGAGGAGUGCGAAGCGGCUCCCGUCUUCCCUCCGAAACCGAAAGGGGGUCCGGGAAGCAAGCCCGCAGACGGGAAGGGGUCCCCGCGGGCCGAUUCCCAUUCUCGGCAAAUGAAGGAGACGGCGGUGCAGUACGAUAUGGGGGACAUCGAGGGCGGCAUCAAGGGCUCGCCGGAGGAGGGCGAAAGGUUGGCCAAGGUGCCCCCCAAAAGGGACACGAGCGAGGGCAAGGGGGGCCCGAAGGAGAAGGUGAAGAAGAAGGCCGUUGGCGGCCAUGCGGCGGACGGCAAGAGGGAGCGUGGCAAGGCUGCGGACAAGGACAAGGCGGAAGCGAAGGCUCAGCGCAGGAAUGGAGAGAGGAGUAAGGAGAAGCGCGGCAAGCCCCACGCCGACGGGUGCUCGAGGAAGCAGGACGAACCCCCCAAGGCUGCAAAAGCGGGGAGCUCCGGCACGUGCAAGAAGGUCCCGCAAGGCCCCAGAGCAGAGAAGGUGGGUAGCGGGAAGAAACAUGGCAAGCUGAACCCGCCCGGGGUCUUGAGACCCAAGGCCGAGGCUUCGCAGGCUGAACGUAAAGACAAGCAGGGGAAGCGGCCCACCUCGAAGGGUCCCACGGAGAGCCCCAGAGCCAAGUGCAAGGCGAAACGGCGGGCUCUGAGCCACGCUGACCUCUUCGGGGAUGAGAGCGGGGACGAGGGGCAAGCGGGGCAGCCUCACCCCGUGGCCUUCCCGGACGUCAGCUCGGAUUCGGACCGAGACAACGACGGCUGCUUCCUUCCGCCCCGGGACAACGGGGUGGCGAAGCGCCCUAAGGCGCCCAAAGCUGCUCCUCCUCCUCCUUCCUCCUCCUCGUCUUCCUCUUCCGACGAGCUCGACUAUUCGGUUCUGGAGAGGGACGUGGACUUCGAGUCUGACCCGAUGGAGGAGUGCCUUCGGAUUUUUAACGAGUCGACCGACGUCAAGACAGAAGACAAAGGCAGGCUGGGGAAGCGGGUAAGAGGUUUGGGGGUAGGUAGGUUGAGAAGGGGACACGGGUGGCGCUGUGGGUUAAACCAAAGAGCCUAGGACUUGCCAAUCAGAAGGUCGGUGGUUCGAAUCCCCGUGAUGGGGUGAGCUCCCGUUGCUCUGUCACUGCUCCUGCCAACCCAGCGGUUUGAAAACAAGUCAAAGUGCAAGUAGAUAAAUAGGUACCACUACGGCGGGAAGGUAAAUGGCGUUUCCGUGCGCUGCUCUGGUUCGCCAGAAGCGGCUUAGUCCUGCCGGCCACAUGACCCGGAAGCUGUAUGCCGGCUCCCUUGGCCAAUAAAGCGAGAUGAGCGCCGCAACCCCAGAGUCGGCCACGUCUGGACCUAACGGUCAGGGGUCCCUUUACCUUUACCUUUAGGUUGGGAAGAAAGCCCCUCUGGCUCCGCUCCAACUUAACCCAGGUGAGGCUGCUUUGUGGGGGGGUCGUACUCCCUUAAUUCUUUUGAGUUUAGCUAUUCCGAGUGAAACGUAAAAACGGGAGGUGUUUCUGUGGCCAAUACCCAUUUGCUCGGACCCUUUUGUAGAAUCAGAAUCAUAUAAUUUUUAAGAGUUGGAACGGGUCACCAGGGUCACCUAGCUGUACCCCAUGCAAUGUAGGAAUCUUUCGGCCAAGGUGGGAUUCGAACUCAUUACCCUGGGAUUAAGAGUCGCUUGCUGUACUGCCUGAACUACCCACAGCCUUUUCAAGGCUAAGGGUGAUUUAUCGCAGAAAUAGUAGCACUGAGCAUCAUGGUGGAUUUGACUUAAAUCACUAGUCAGUAAGACUUGAUUUAAAAUGUUUUUUUACAGAGAGACUCAUUCUUGCUGGUAUCAUCUUAAUAUUUAUAACCAGGUGAAGGUUUCAAGUGCAACUGCAGGCCAGGAGGUUGCGAGGCGAGGGCCGUCCUGUGCGGCGGGGCUUUCUGAGAAAGCAGCUUCCAGUUUGUCACGCAAGGGCAUGGGUAGGCAACCUAAGGCCCGGGGGCUGGAUGCGGCCCAAUCGCCUUCUCAAUCUGGCCCUCGGACGGUCCGGGAACCAGCGUGUUUUUACACGAGUAGAAUGUGUCCUUUUAUUUAAAACAUACCUCUGGGUUAUUUAUGGGGUAUAGGAAUUUGUUCAGUUUUUUCCCCCAAAAUACAGUGGUACCUCAGGUUACAUACGCUUCAGGUUACAGACUCCGCUAACCCAGAAAUAGUGCUUCAGGUUAAGAACUUUGCUUCAGGAUGAGAACAGAAACCGUGCUCCGGCGGCAGCGGUGGGAGGCCCCAUUAGCUAAAGUGGUGCUUCAGGUUAAGAACAGUUUCAGGUUAAGUACAGACCUCUGGAACAUAUUACCGUAUUUUUCGCCCCAUAGGACGCAGCUUUCCCCCUCCAAAAAUGAAGGGGAAAUGUGUGUGUGUCCUAUGGGGCGAAUGCAGGCUUUCGCUGAAGCCUGGAGAGCGAGAGGCAUCGGUGCGCACCGACCCCUCUCGCUCUCCAGGCUUCAGGAAGCUAUCCGCAAGCCUUGCAAGCCCGGUGGGAGUUCCCUGCGGGCUCACAAGGCUUGCGGGCAGCAGCCUGCAGCCCCGGCGAGUGUCUGCAAGCCUUGCGCGCCCGGCAGAAGGUCCCGCUGGGUGCGCGAGGCUUGGGGCGGCAGCCUGUCGCCCGAAGCACGGGGAGCCCUCCGGAGGGUGCCCCGUGCUUCGGGCAGGUGUGCACAAGGCUUGGGGUGGCAGCCGCGGCGGGGGGGGGGAAUAAUUUUUUAAAAUUCAUUUCCCCCCCCAAAAACGAGGUGCGUCCUAUGGGCCGGUGCGCCCUAUAGGACGAAAAACACGGUAAGUACUUAACCCGAGGUACCACUGUAUAGUCCGGCCCCCCACAUGGUCUGAGGGACGGUGGACCGGCCCACAGCUGGAAAAGGUUGCUGAUCCCUGUGCAAUUGCUUCUGCGAAGUGACUUACCGCCCCACAAAUCUUCUUCGUUUCGCUUUCGCUUCUGUUUGCGCUUCCCAGCAAAAUAUGCAAACGGUGGUGGAGCAGAAAGCAGUCGUUCCCUUUCGUUGACCCUCUCUCUUUUUAUCCCCUGCCUCCCUCUCUCUCUCUCUCUCUCUCUCCCCGCCCCCCAUCAGCCGUCGAAAGAGGAAGGGUCCGAGGAAAAGCCGGCCGAAGACUGUCUAACCACGCUCUUUCCUGGCCAGAAGCGAAGGAUCUCCCACGCGACGAAGCCAGGGAACGUAAGUGGAUAGCGGGGGAGAGCGAGAGCAUCAGAAAACCCUUAGCAGCAGCUGGAUCAUGGCCAAAGAUACCGGGUUUACCGUAUCGGCCUAAAUGUAAACCUCACUCUUCCCACCCCCCUCCAAAUUCCGACCGCGAAAAGUCGAAGCUUAAAUCCGCCGCCUUACGAAAACGGGCUUUUACGAUACCGCUGCUGAAAUAGACAUACAUUUUGGAAUUAUACAUUUUCAGAGUAGUUUUUAUGGUUAUAUCAAGAAUUACUGAUUUGGCUCUACUGUUAGAAGUACGGAUCGUUAUGAAAUUGCUGUGAGGUUUUUAUAAGUUAACUGCUUAUAUUUGGGCAACUUUUCUGCUGUGCUUUAUUGCCAGGAGAAAAACAGAUCAUUUCCUUAGCAACAGUUUGAACGAUUCAUUUAACUAAGACAGUAACAUCGUAGCAUAUGUAUCCAUGUUUGUUAACUGAUGCGGUUAAACAAUUAAAAACAAAACGAAAAGCUUAGAGGGAGUUUUAGUACACAUGAAAAAUGGAAAACAAAUCCUUAUUUCCUUAUUGGGCUAAAAUAGCAAAUCUUUAGCAGGAUUUUUCCUCCGAAAGCAUUUUAUUUUAAAAAUCUGAUUUAAAUUUUAAAAAUCUGAUUUAAAUUUUAAAAAAUCCGAUUUAAAUAAUUAAAAAAUCUGAAUUUUCUUUUUCUUUUUAAAAUACAACAUUGAUUUUUCUCCACCCUGCUCUGAGUAUUCAGAUUUGCUGGGGUUCUGAAUGUCGUCAUCGGGUCUCAGGCUGCCGUCAGCCUCAAGGCAGCAUAGCCCAAUGGUCACAGACAACGAGAGAGUCCAGCAAUGCACAGAAGGCCGUAGGUUCCCUUCCUGAGAGAGGGGAACACAUUAUUAUUAUUAUUAUUAUUAUUAUUAUUAUUAUUACAUUGCCCUGGUCUCUGAACACUCCCUGUGGGAUCAGCAGCAUGAUGUCUCUGAACGUCAAUUGCUGGGGGGUCACUGCUUGGGAUAGAAUCAUAGAAUAGAAUCCUAGAAUCCUAGAGUUGGAAGAGACCCCAAGGGCCAUCGAGUCCAACCCCCUGCCAAGCAGGAAACACCAUCAGAGCACUCCUGACAUAUGGUUGUCAAGCCUCUGCUUAAAGACCUCCAAAGAAGGAGACUCCACCACACUCCUUGGCAGCAAAUUCCACUGUCGAACAGCUCUCACUGUCAGGAAGUUCUUCCUAAUGUUGAGGUGGAAUCUUCUUUCUUGUAGUUUGGAUCCAUUGCUCCGUGUCCGCUUCUCUGGAGCAGCAGGAAACAACCUUUCUCCCUCCUCUAUGUGACAUCCUUUGAUAUAUUUGAACAUGGCUAUCAUAUCACCCCUUAACCUCCUCUUCUCCAGGCUAAACAUGCCCAGCUCUCUUAGCCGUUCCUCAUAAGGCAUCGUUUCCAGGCCUUUGACCAUUUGGGUUGCCCUCCUCUGGACACGUUCCAGUUUGUCAGUGUCCUUCUUGACCUGUGGUGCCCAGAACUGGACACAGUACUCCAGGUGAGGUCUGACCAGAGCAGAAUACAGUGGCACUAUUACUUCCCUUGAUCUAGAUGCUAUACUCCUAUUGAUGCAGCCCAGAAUUGCAUUGGCUUUUUUCUUCUUAGAUCAGGGGUGGGCAGCAAACCUUUGGCCCUCCCGAUGUCUUUGGACUCCAAGUCCCAUCAGCCCCCAGUGGCCACGGAUGCUGGGAUUUGUGGUGCAACAACACCCUCGCUACUGUGGAAUCUCCAUCUGUUUUCUCCUCCCUCCCCGGUUUCUCUUUACUGGAAUUUUCCGCUCUGGAGGGCUUUGUUUUUCACCCCGUGAAACGAAAUCAGAGAGCUCUUAAUGGCCCGAUGUUUGCGAGGUGCGUGCUGACCCCUUUUUCUCCCUGCCUUGCCACGAAAGCUUUGUUUUGACAAGUAAGGUCUGGUCAGCGCAAAUAAUGUCUUGUGCUUUUCGCCCAACCAUCCAUUAGUCGUCCCCCCCGCCUCCCCAGAUCUAACAGAGAGAUAAGGGACAUGGGUGAAAUGAGUUGGAAAUAGCGAAGCUCAAACAUUUCACUGUUCCUUAGCACCGCUGUACCCGGACUACCUCGCGAUGGGCUUGAGGCAGGCCAUGGGGAGAGAACAAAGGCGACCUUGCUGAGUACUGGGUGUAGCCCAUGUGGCGCUUGCCGGAUCGCAUCCCACUACAACAGGGGACAGCAACCUUUUUCAGCCGUGGGCCGGUCCACCGUCCCUCAGACCAUGUGGGGGGCUGGACUAUAUUUUUUUGGGGGGGGGGGGAAUGAACGAAUUCCUAUGCCCCACAAAUAACCCAGAGAUGCAUUUUAAAUAAAAGGACACAUUCUGCUCAUGUCAAAACACCAGGCAGGCCCCACAAACAACCCAGAGAUGCAUUUUAAAUAAAAGGACACAUUCUGCUCAUGUAAAAACACCAGGCAGGCCCCACAAAUAACCCAGAGAUGCAUUUUAAAUAAAAGGACACAUUCUGCUCAUGUAAAAACACCAGGCAGGCCCCACAAAUAACCCAGAGAUGCAUUUUAAAUAAAAGGACACAUUCUGCUCAUGUCAAAACACCAGGCAGGCCCCACAAAUAACCCAGAGAUGCAUUUUAAAUAAAAGGACACAUUCUACUCAUGUCAAAACACGCUGAUUCCCGGACCAUCCGCGGGCCGGAUUGAGAAGGCGAUUGGGCCACAUCCGGCCCCCGGGCCUUAGGUUGCCUACCCCUGCGUUAAAACAUGGACAGGAUUUUAACCCCACUUAGGUUGCCUGACCCUGCACUACAAAGCCCAUCCUCCAUCCCCAGUGGCUGAUGGGAGGUGGAGUCCCCGGACAUCUAGAGCCCUGUGCAAAUUUAGCCAGGCGCAUUUUGCAUAUAUAAUAAUAAUAAUAAUAAUUUUUAUUUAUACCCCGCCCUCCCCAGCCAAGGCUAGGCUCAGGGCAGCUAACAAGCAAUAAUAAAAACAAGUUGAAUGAAUACAACUUAAAAAAAGAAUAAAAUACAACAUUAAAAUAUUGAAACAUUAAAAUGUUAAAAUGCAGCCUCAUCACAGGAGGAGAAAGGAAAAAAGAAAGAGGGGGAGGGAAUCAAAUUGGCUCCAAGCCAAAGGCCAGGCGGAACAACUCUGUCUUACAGGCCCUGCGGAAAGAAAUCAGAUCCUGCAGAGCCCUGGUCUCAUGAGGCAGAGCGUUCCACCAGGCCGGAGCCACUGUUGAAAAGGCCCUGGGCUCUGGUUGAAGCUAAUCUAACUUCCUUAGGGCCCGGGACCACUAGGGUGUUGCUAUUUAUGGACCUUGAGGCUCUCUGUGGGGCAGGCCGGGAGAGGCGGUCCCGUAGGUACGAGGAUCCUAGGCCGUGAAGGGCUUUAAAGGUCAAAACCAGCACCUUAAAUCUGACCCUGUACUCCACCGGGAGCCAGUGCAGCUUGAAAAGCACUGGGUGAAUAUGCUCCCAUGGCAGAGACCCCGUGAGGAGCCUCGCUGCAGCAUUCUGCACCCGCUGGAGUUUCUGGGACAGCUUCAAGGGCAGCCCCGCGUAGAGCGAGUUACAGUAGUCAAGCCUGGAGGUGACCGUCGCAUGGAUCACUCUGGAUCAUUAAGUGGGUGGGGCUGACCUUCCUGCCCCUCCCUUUAUAAUUGGCUCAAACUCUGGCCUCGGUUUGCCGCCCCCGGUCUUGUCGGUGCCAACCAACCCCCUUCCUCUCCACGCAGGCUGAGGCCCCGACCAAGCCCGUCUUCCGUCCGUACCGGCCCCCGACGGCCCAAGAGGUGUGCUACCAGCGGAUCCAGCUGGCCCAGAAGCAGGCGGCCCAGCUGGCCCGGCAGCUGCCCCCCACACGGCCGUCUCCGGCACCCCCGAGAGCCUCCGUGGCGAUACACAAAGGGGAGAAGAAGAGGAUUGCUCACGUGCCCAACCCAGCAGUGUCCAAGUGCGGUAAGCGAGUGCUUCUGCUUCUCUGCUACAAGGGGUGGGGAAUCUGCUACAAGCCGGUGCUAUACCAGCUGCACUGGCUCCCGGUGGAGUACAGGAUCAGGUUUAAGGUGCUGGUUUUAACCUUCAAAGCCCUAUACGGCCUAGGACCCUCGUACCUACGGGACCGCCUCUCCCGGUAUGCCCCACAGAGGAACUUACGGUCUUCAAACAAAAACAUCUUGAAGGUCCCAGGCCACAGAGAGGUUAGGCUGGCCUCAACCAGAGCCAGGGCCUUUUUGGUGCUGGCCCCGACUUGGUGGAACGCUCUGUCCCAAGAAACUAGGGCCCUGCGGGACUUGACAUCUUUCUGCAGGGCCUGCAAGACAGAGCUGUUCCGCCUGGCCUUUGAUCAGGGCGCAGCCUGACUCCCUCCUUUGGCAAUCUUCACAAAACUUUAGUUUAUGGUUGCCAUCAAUUUUGAUUUUAAUUAAUUUUUAUAAUGUUUUUAUAAUGUUGCACUAUUUUAGUGUUGUUAGCCGCCCUGAGCCCGGCUUCGGCUGGGGAGGGCGGGAUAUAAAUAAAAUUUAUUAUUAUUAUUAUUAUUAUUAUUAUUAUUAUUCCUUUCUGAGUGACAGGCCUAUUUCAACAUCUGGUAGAGCAUGGUGUUUUGUUUUUUGUUUGUGUAAUGGUCACACAUGCUUUGGGAGGACACCCCCAUGUUAAGCUUCGAAGUGAUGGCGACUGUUCUGUGUUUCCUUAAAAUGCGGAGUGCCCUUCAGGGUUAAAGAAAGAGAAGAAUGCUGCAAAAAGUAUAAAGAUAGAGGUAAUCUACAUUAAGGUAAAGGGACCCCUGACCAUUAUAAUAAUAAUACAAUAAUAAUAAUUUAUUAUUUGUACCCCGCCCAUCUGGCUGGGUUUCCCCAGCCACUCUGGGCGGCUUCCAUAGAAACCAAAAAUACAAUACAUUAGGUCCAGUCGUGGCCGACUCUGGGGUUGCGGCGCUCAUCUCGCUUUACUGGCGUACAGCUUCCGGGUCAUGUGGCCAGCAGGACUAAGCCGCUUCUGGCGAGCCAGAGCAGCGCACGGAAACGCCGUUUACCUCCACUGUGGGAUAAACCACAGAGCCUAGGACUUGCCGAUCAGAAGGUUGGUGGUUCGAAUCCCUGCGACAGGGUAACCUCCCGUUGCUUGGUCCCUGCUCCUGUCAACAAAUCUACAUUAGACACAACAAUUUAGAAAGAGUAAAAAUUUCAAGGUCUUAGAACAAAGGAAGGAAGUCAAUAUGUGUAUACGUACGUAACAAUUAGAAUGAUGAUAUGGUUUUAUUUGUAGAUGUGUGUUUUUGUUUUUUGUUUUGUUUUCCUCCCUCAUGUUUUGUUUUGCUUGUUUGUACUGUUUUAUUUUGGAUUCAAUGUUUGUGAUUUUUGUUGUAAUUUUGCCUGUGGGUUAAACCACAGAGCCUAGGGCUUGCCGAUCAGAAGGUCGGCGGUUCGAAUCCCCGCGACGGGGUGAGCUCCUGUUGCUCGGUCCCUGCUCCUGACAACCUAGCAGUUCGAAAGCACGUCAAAGUGCAAGUAGAUAUAGGUACCGCUCCGGCGGGAAGGUAAACGGCGUUUCCAUGCGCUGCUCUGGUUCGCCAGAAGUGGCUUAGUCCUGCUGGCCACAUGACCCGGAAGCUGUAUGCCGGCUCCCUCGGCCAGUAAAGCGAGAUGAGCACCGCAACCCCAGAGUCGGUCACAACUGGACCUAGUGGUCAGGGGUCUCUUUACCUUUUACCUAACACAUGUUUUGGGAGGACACCCCCGUCUUAAGAUUCAAAGUGAUUGCAACUGUUCAAUGUUUCCUUAAGAAAAUGCGGAGUGCCCUGAUGGGAUCUGCGGGAUCCACUCUAGCUCCAUUCUGCCCACCUCAGCCCUGAUCUCUCCCAAUUGUUCACCCAAUAAUCAUCCCACUGAUGCCAACAAUCAGUGGGGUUUUCCGCAGUCCCUUUGCCGCGUUGGGUUCUGUUCGUCUUCCCCCUUAUCUUGCGCCAGUUUAAGUAAACAUUGCAUUCCAUUCCCACGCUGUUUCCAGUUUCACUUUUACAGCCGACGCCACACGGACAGGACAGAGAGGUAAGAGUAAUAUAAAACGAUUAUUAUUAUUAUUUUUUAAGAAGCAGGAGCGACCUCAUCCGUGGUGUGAACUUUCGUUAAUUACAGAGAAACAGGAUAAGCUUUUUUCUUUGCUUUGUUUUUCCUUGCCUGUUAAAAUUAACGCUUCUUCUUUACGCCGGCAGCCAAUUUGCGUUGCGGGUGAGAAUUACCGUAUUUUUUGCUCUAUAAGACUCACUUUUUCCCUCCUAAAAAGCAAGGGGAAAUGUGUGUGCGUCUUAUGGAGCGAAUGCAGGCUGCGCAGCUAUCCCAGAAGCCAGAACAGCAAGAGGGAUUGCUGCUUUCACUGCGCAGCGAUCCCGCUUGCUGUUCUGGCUUCUGAGAUUCAGAAUAUUUUUUUUCUUGUUUUCCUCCUCCAAAAACUAGGUGCAUCUUGUGGUCUGGUGCAUUUUAUAGGUGAAAAAUACGGUAAUCUGCAGGGAUAUCGCUUCAGUUGUAAUUAGUUCCAGUCUCAAAAAAGAGUUAAAAGGAGGGAGGUUUUGCUGACCUGAUGCCCUAAGGGGGCGAACCUUGAGGAUUAUUAUGCAGUGUCUGUCCGCGAUGGCGGUCACUCUCACUACGAGAUAGUCCUCCGUAUCCGAAAACAGCUUCUGCCUCCGGUGUGACGAACGGCUCCUUGAGAGCAUAGGAGGCGAAUCCCAUUUAAUCUCCCUGUCUGAACAGGGAGAGAGUAUGUCACCAGGAUCUUCGCCCUGGGUAUCAUAAAUUGCUGCGUAGUUAUCUCUCUUGGCAUGGCAGACGAUAACUAGUCAGGCGCCUCUAUUCCCCGAAGGAGACAUUAUGGAAGUUUCCAAAAUUGCAGGGGGGCGGGAUGCAUAGAGAAAAGUUUUGUGUUCCUCUCUCGUUUUUUAUUAUUAUUUGAUUUUAAAAAGUAUAAUCAUAAAACAACAAAAAAUUCAAGAUCCAACUAUCGAGAUUGCUCUGAAUCUCCUGACUUCUGCACAUCUCCCUUCCCUGGGUCCUAACGAUAAUAUUUACAACUUCAUAUCAACACUUACCCAAAUUUUUAUCCUUCCAAAUUAUCCAUACUUUACAAGUGUGGUUACAAUCCUGCCCAUGUUUUAACCCAGGGGUAGGCAAACUAAGGCCCGUGAGCCGGAUGCGGCCCAAUCGACUUCUCAAUCCGGCCCACGGUCAAUCCAGGAAUCAGCAUGUUUUUACAUGAGUAGAAUGUGUCCUUUGAUUUAGAAUGCAUCUCUGGGUUAUUUGUGGGGCAUAGGAAUUCGUUCAUUUCCCCCCAAAAAAUAUAGUCCGGCCCCCCACAAGGUCUGAAGGAGGGUGGACCGGCCCACGGCUACCGAUGUAUUGAUUGAUUGAUUGUGUGACGGCAGUAUACUGUUUAUUGCUUUCAUUUUAUGGAUCAGUGGUCUGGUUAGAUAGUAAAAUUCAUGCUAAAUUACUGUUUUAGGGGUUGUUUUUAAAAGUCUGGAACGGAUUAAUCCGUUUUGCAUUACUUUCAACUGGAAAGCGAGCUUUGGUUUUGGAACGCCUUGGUUUUCGAAUGGAAUUUGCGGAACGGAUUAAGUUUGAGAACCAAGGUACCACUGAAUGGGUUUAGCUCUAGAAGUUGCCCUGUUAGGUUUAUCUUGUUUUCUUCUUGCUUGUCCCCCAUCCCCAUGUGUUCCCAGCCCUAGGAGGCCUCAAGAAAACCGCUUCGCCCGGGAGCAAGGGGUCUUCCAACGGGGCCGAAGCCCUGUCCCUGAAAGCCCGCACGCUCGCCGGGAUGGCGUCCAAGACGACCAACACGAAUGUCCCCAAAAGGAUAGCCCACGCUCCCACACUGCAGGUACAGAUUCUCUCCACUGCCUGCCCCCCCCAGAAUUGCUUCACAAGGGAGCACGCAGAACGCGGAGGGCAGACUGUUUUCUGUGUCUUGCCCGGGCUUCUGUCAGAGAUGGGUUGUGAAAUGCGCUGGGUUGCAUAGAAUUGUAGAUAGGCAUCGUUGGAAGUAGUGAGGUGAGAAUAGGGCUUUCAAGGUCAGCACCAACACUUUGAAUUGUGCUAGGAAAUGUACUGGGAGCCAGUGGAGAUCCUUUAGGACCGGUGUUAUAUGGUCUCGGCAGCCGCUCCGAGUCACCAGUCUAGCUGCCGCAUUCUGGAUUAGUUGCAGUUUCCGGGUCACCUUCCAAGGUAGCCCCACGUAGAGCACAUGGCAGUAGUCCAAGCGGGAGAUAACCAGAGCAUGCACCACUCUGGCGAGACAGUCUGCGGGCAGGGAGGGUCUCAUCCUGCGUACCAGAUGGAGCUGGUAGACAGCCGCCCUGGACGCAGAAUGGACCUGCGCCUCCAUGGACUCCCAGGCUGUGCGGCCUCUGCCUGGCUCCCUGCACAACCUCUCGUCUCGCAGGGAGGGAACCGCCAGAAGGCCCUCAGGAGAUGGAGCCCGGUGUCCGGGCAGAACGAUGGGGGUGGAGACGCUCCUUCAGGUCUACUGGGCCAUUUAGGGCUUUCAAGGUUGGCACCAACACUUUGAAUUGUGCUUGGAGACAUCCUGGGAGCCAGUGUAGGUCUUUCAGGACCAGUGUUAUAUGGUCUCGGCAGCCACUCCCAGUCCCCAGUCUAGCUGCCGCAUUCUGGAUUAGUUGCAGUUUCCAGGUCACCUUCAAAGGGAGCCCCACGGAGAGCACAUGGCAGUAGUCCAAGCGGGAGAUAACCAGAGCAUGCACCACUCUGGCCAGACAGUCUGCGGGCAGGGAGGGUCUCAGAUGGAGCUGGGAGACAGCUGCCCUGGACACAGAUUUGACCUGCCCCUCCAUGGACAGCCGGGAGUCCAAAAUGACUCUCAGGCUGUGUGACCUCUGCCUAGCUCCCUGCACAACCUCUCUUCUCGCUGGGAGGGGACCGCCAGAAGGCUCUCGGAGCUGGACCCCGGUGUCCGAGUUGAACGGUGAGGGUGGAGAUGCUCCUUAGGUCAGGAGAGGGACUGUCUGGCAGCGCUUUCUGAGGUUGCCAAACCACAGUCCCCAUCCUCACCUCACCGUUGUCCAGGCUGGAACCUAGAAGGCAGUUGUUUUUUCAAACCCUGUUGGAAAUCACUUUAGCCCUUGUGCCCUUGUGCGGCAAAGUCCAGUAUCUCAACCGUGUGCCUUAAUAAUAAUAAUACAGUGGUGCCUCGCAAAACGAAAUUAAUUCGUUCUGCGAGUUUUGUCGUCUUGCGAUUCUUUUCGUCUUGCGAAGCACGGUGUCGGGAAAGUUUUGGAAAAGCUUCAAAAAUCACCAAAGUCUUUAAAAACCUCAAAAAAGGCUACCACACCGCGUUCUAUGAGUUGCUCCUCGAAGUCAAGUCGCAACUGUAUUAACGGUGUUAAGAAAAGGGAAACAAACUUGCAAGACGUUUCCGUCUUGCGAAGCAAGCCCAUAGGGAAAAUCGUCUUGCGAAGCAGCUCACAAAACAAAAAACCCAUCGUCUAGCGAGUUUUUUGUCUUGCGAGGCAUUCGUCUUGCGAGGUACCACUGUAAUAAUAAUAAUUUAUUAUUUAUACCGCGCCCAUCUGGCUGGGUUUCUACAGCCACUCUAUUUGUUUAAUAACCUAUUAAACAUUAAAAGCUUCCCUAAAGAGGGCUGCCUUCAGAUGUCUUCUAAAAGUUUGGUAGUUGUUGUUCUCUUUGACAUCUGGUGGGAGGGCAUUCCACAGGGCGGGCGCCACCACCGAGAAGGCCCUCUGCCUGGUUCCCUGUAACUUGGCUUCUCACAGUGAGGGAACCGCCAGAAGGCCCUCGGAGCUCAGUGUCCAGGGAGCCUUCAGCUCCCCUUCAUUCCACAUGUAUUUGUUCAGUACAUUCAUAGGCCACAGUUCUCCUCCCCGCCCCUCUUUCAUCUUCACAACAGCCUUGCGAGGUAGGCUGGGCCCAAGAUGACUGCUUAGCCCCCCAAGGUCACCCAACAUGACCGAGCGUGAGGAUCUGAACCCAGGUCUCGCGGGCCAGUCGCACAUGCCGGAGCCCCACAGAUCCCAGUAGCCUGUCAGGAAAAGGGGCGGGCGAUGCGUCGGCCGAAUUCCUCCGGCGAAUCUCUCCUCUUCCCCCUCCUUGUCGCUUCCGCAGAGUGCUACUUUGAAAAGACCAGUGAUCCCCACGGAGUUCGGGGCAAAGGUCCCCAUCAACAUCCGGCAGAGAUACCUCAACCUCUUCAUCGACGAGUGCCUGAAGUCGUGCAGCUCGCAGCAGGAAGCGUUCGACAAGGUUUGUACCUUUGAGGAAUAAUAAUAAUAAUUUAUUAUUUAUACCCCGCCCAUCUGGCUGGGCUUCCCCAGCCACUCGGAGGGGCGGCUUCCAACAAAAUAUUAAAAUGCAGUAAUGCCUCAAACGUUAAAAGCUUCCCUAAAGAGGGCUGCCUUCAGAUGUCUUCUCAAAGUCUGGUAGUAGUUGUUCUCUUUGACAUCUGGUGGGAGGGCGUUCCACAGGGCAGGUGCCACCACCGAGAAGGCCCUCUGCCUGGUUCCCUGCAACCUCACUUCUCGCAGGGAGGGAACCGCCAGAAGGCCCUCGGCGCUGGACCUCAGUGUCCAGGUAGAACGAUGGGGGUGGAGACGCUCCUUCAGGUAUACUGGACCGAGGAGCAGGGGGGUUUAUUUGGGGUGGGGUAUGGAAAGAAUUCUGGAUGCUUAAGAGCUUGCCGCUCAUUUACGGGAAGCCCAUCAGCCUGUGCCCAACCGCUGCACCUCUUGAGUGACUUUCUUCUGCAUCACAGCUCCCGUCGUUCUCCGCCUUGGCUGUGUUGGCUCAGGCUGAUGGGAAUUAUAGUCCAAAUUAUCUGUUAAGACCUAGGAUUGCUGGGAGGAAGAGCUGGAAACUGAGUGAGCACAAUCGACCAUCUUUCUUGACAUAUAUUUUUAUUUGCCACUUUUUACACCAACGCGUCUCAAAUAGACUUGGGAGUAGAAUCACAGAAUGGUAGAGUUGGAAAGGGACCCUCAGGGAUCAUCCAACCCAACCCCCUUGCAAUGCAGGAAUCUCAGCUAAAGCAUCCAUGACAGAGGGCUGCCCAACCUCUGCCUAAAGGCUUCCAAGGGAGGAGAGUCCACCACCUCCGUCCCACGGUUGAACAGCUCUUACUGCCAGAGAGUUUUCCCAAAUAAUUUAGUUGGAAUCUCCUUCCUUGUGUAUCUCGAAGCCACGGGUUCGAGUCCUACCCUCAGGAGCAGGAAAAAACAAGCUUGCCCCCUCUUCCACGCGACAACCCUUCAGAUAUCGGAAGGUGGCUCUCCUAUCUCCUUCAGGCUAAACGUACCCAGCUCCUUCAACCGUUCCUCAUCAGGCUUAGUUUCCAGACCCCUUGACUGCAUAUUUUAAUAUCUAGGAAAUAAUAACAGGAAACAGGAAACAUAGGAACAUACUACCAUAUGUGGUGGUCCUGUCUAGAGAUACAAAGAUUUUGGAACAUGAUUUAUGAAGAGCUAAAGAGAUUGAUAAAAACUACAUUUAGCAAGAAACCGGAAGAAUUUUUACUAGGAAUGAUUUCAGAUAAUAUUCCCAAAAACAAAGCUAGGCUAUUUAUGUAUGCAACGUCAGCGGCAAGGGUUAUGGUGGCAAAACACUGGAAAGAUAAAAAUACACCCACUAAAGAGGAAUGGGUAGUCAAAUUGUGCGAGUACUUGGAGCUCGCAAUAAGAGAUAAACCUAAAAAAUUGGUGAAAGAAGAAUGGGAAUGUUUAAAUAAUUAUUUAGGGGACAAGGGUUCAGCAAGAAAGAUCUGGCUAUGUUUAGAAUGAUACCGCAUAGAGAAAUGUUCCCUUGAUACCAAGAUGAGGGAUUCCUUUGGAAUGCAGGUAGAGGUAAUUGAUAAGAAUAAUGAUCUGUUGUGAGCUUGACGGAAGUGUACAAUAGAUGAGCUUUUGUGCUUUGGCUCAUCUUCCUUUUUCUUUUUCUUUUCCCCCCUAUUUUCCUUUUAUCUUUCCCAUAGUUGCUUAUGUUCUGUGUCAUGUACUUUGAUAUUUUUUUUAGCUUUUUUCAUUACUAUUAAGGAAUUUUCCUUUGUAAUUUUGGUUGUCUAUAUUUAUAUGUACCUGUUUAAAGCAAAAUAAAAGUUAAAACAACAACAACAACAGGAAACAAAACCAGAAGUAAGCACUAGAGAACAUAAAGAACAUAAAAAUCCUCACCCGUGGAGAUACGUAGAAAGGUGAAGUCCUUACACUUCACCAGCAAACAGAUGAGCUUUCUGGCCCUUGCAGCUCCCUUUCUUUGCACCUUCCCUUGAGUGCUUUUUGCCUGGCUGGCAAUGUUCCCUGGCUGGAGGAGAGAGAGAGAACGAGAGAGUCUAGGUUCGUGUUUGAGCGAGCCACCUGCAGAAACGAAGCCCGUUUUGCAGAGGGCGGUAUUUAUUCAGUGUGGUGUAGUGGUUAAGAGCGGUGGACUCGUAAUCUGGUGAACCGGGUUCGAUUCCCCGCUCCUCCACAUGCAGCUGCUUGGUGACCUUGGGCCAGUCACGCUUCUCUGAAGUCUCUCAGCCCCACUCACCUCACAGAGUGUUUGUUGUGGGGGAGGAAGGGAAAGGAGAUUGUUAGCCGCUUUGAGACUCCUUAGGGUAGUAAUAAAGCGGGAUAUCAAAUCCAAACUCUUCUUCUUAUUCAUUCAUUUCUCCUGCCAACGAUGUCCUGUCCGCAGGCCCUGGCGGAGGAGAAGGUGGUCUACGACCGCAGCACCAGCCGCAACAUCUACCUGAACGUGGCGGUGAAUACCCUGAAGAAGCUGCGCAGCGCCCUUCCCAGCCCCGCGCACGAUGCUCGCAGUGCGUAUCUUUUCUUGCUUGCUUCUUUUGUAAGAUUAUUAUUAUUAAGGUAAAGGGACCCCUGACCGUUAGGUCCAGUCGUGGCCGACUCUGGGGUUGCGGCGCUCAUCUCGAUAUACUGGCCAAGGGAGCUGGCGUACAGCUUCCGGGUCAUGUGGCCAGCAGGACUAAGCCGCUUCUGGCGAACCAGAGCAGAGCACGGAAACGCCGUUUACCGGAGCGGUACCUAUUUAUCUACUUGCACUUUGACGUGCUUUCGAAGUGCUAGUUUGGCAGGAGCAGGGACCGAGCAACGGGAGCUCACCCCGUCAUUGCGGGGAUUCAAACCGCCGACCUUUUGAUCGGCAAGUCCUAGGCUCUGUGGUUUAACCCAUAGCGCCACCCGCGUCCCUUUUUAUUAUUUAUUUAUUUAUUUAUUUAUUCAUUCAUUCAUACAUACAUACAUACAUACAUACAUGCCCCACCUAUCUGGCUGGGUUUCCCCAGCCACUCUGGGCAGCUUCCAACAAAAUACUAAAAUACAAUAAUUCAUCAAAUGUUAGAAGCUUCCCUAAACAGGGCUGCCUUCAGAUGUCUUCUAAAAGUCAGGUAGUUGUUUAUUUCCUUGACAUCUGACGGGAGGGUGUUUCACAGGGUGGGCACCACCACCAAGAAGGCCCUCUGCCUGGUUCCCUGUAACCUCGCUUCUUGCAGGGAGGGAGCCGCCAGAAGGACCUGGGAGCUGGACCCCGGUGUCCGGGCCAUUGGGAAACAACAGACCUAACUUAGCCGUGCUCAUUCAUUUCAGUGGGCCUGCUCUGAGCUACGGCCUGCUAACUGCAUCCGAUCCACGGGUGGUUGCGCAGAAAUUUGCGGACUCGAGCGUCCCUGGCUGGAGCCUGCUUUCAGAAACACUAACGUGCCCAUUUCGUACCCGGCUCCUUUUCCCCCUUCCCAGGGAUUGGCAACCGGAAGCUGGUGUCUCACGAGGCCAUGCUGGGAGGCAAACUGGCAGCCAAGACCAGCUUCACCUUGAACCGCUCUGCGGCCGCUCAGUUGCGGGCAGAGGACCUGAAAGGUAGGCUCCUCUUUGUGUCUUCUCUGUGUGUGUAUCUGUGUCUGUGUCUGCGACCCCUUCCUUUCUGCCUUAUUAGGACCUCGGGGCGUUUAAUCCCUAAAUCCAGAGUGAGGUAAAAAGAUAAAGGGACCUCUGACCAUUAGGUCCAGUCGUGGCCGACUCUGGGGUUGCGGCGCUCAUCUCGCUUUACUGGCUGAGGGAGCCGGCGUACAGCUUCCGGGUCGUGUGGCCAGCAGGACUAAGCCGCUUCCGGCGAACCAGAGCAGCGCACGGAAACGCUGUUUACCUUCCUGCCGGAGCGGUACCUAUUUAUCUAUUUGCGCUGGUGUGCUUUCGAACUGCUAGGUUGGCAGGAGCAAGGACUGAGCAACGGGAGCUCACCCCGUCGCGGGGAUUCGAACCGCCGACCUUCUGAUCGGCAAGUCCUAGGCUCUGUGGUUUAACCCACAGCUCCACCCGCAUCCCUAAAGGUAAAGCUACCCCCUGACCAUUAGGUCCAGUCGUGGCCGACUCUGGGGUUGCGGCGCUCAUCUCGCUUUACUGGCCGAGGGAGCCGGCGUCCAGCUUCCAGGUCAUGUGGCCAGCAGGACUAAGCCGCUUCUGGCGAACCAGAGCAGCGCACGGAAACGCCAUUUACCUUCCCGCCAGAGUGGUACCUGUUGAUCUACUUGCACUUUGACGUGCUUUCGAACUGCUAGGUUGGCAGGAGCAGGGACCGAGCAGAACACCGCAAAACCUUUGCGAUCCCUCUGAAACCGGGAGAGCAGGGGCUAACGUCUCUGCUCAGCCGGUUUUAUUUGAGCCAGCUGAUCUCUUUGCAAUCCUCAGGGGCCUCCCUCUACCGCCGGCUCAAGGAGUACGUGUUGACGGAGGAGGACCUGAAGGAGCACGGGUACCCCCUGCCGUGCCCCGAGACGUCGGGCCGUGCCGUUGUCUUCAAUGCGGAGGAGAAGAAAACGACCGACGGUAAGCUCCGUGGGGAGAGGGGAGAGGCCCACGAGGGCUUCUGGCUUGGCGAUCCUCAUAUAGUACCGAUCCGUUGCAUUUAUAACCCCUCCUGUGUCGUUUUCCACCUCCUCGCUUUAUCGCCAGCGACAACCCUGGGAGGUAGGUUGGGCUGAGAGCCAGUGACCAGCCCCCAGGUUCACCCACUGAGCGGGGAUUUGAAGCCCAUAAAAACAGGGGUUUUUCACCCUUUGCAAAGUGAGCUCAACAACUUUGAGCUGAUUCUCAAAAAACCCCGAGGCUUUUCCCCUUUGCAAAAGAAGCUACACAACUUUGAGCUGAUUUCCCCCAGAAAACAGGGCUUUCCCCCUUUCUUCCUCUAAAAACUAGAUGCGUCUUAUGGUCAGGUGCGUCUUAAUGGCACAAAAAAUACGGCAAUUCAUUGAAUUUCUCUCUCUCUUUCUCCCUCCCCCAAAUUUCUAGGCUCUUGCAGAGUUUGCUGCCGCUGCGGCACUGAGUACAUGGUGACUCCGUCUGGGAACUGCGUCCGCAAGGAGGAAUGCGUCCACCACUGGGGGAAGUUGCGCAAGCAGAGAGGUAGAGCGUUGCAUUUGAGUUCCUUUUCCCCCCGCAACUCAUCCUUCCUCCGCAGGAGCUCAAAAGAAGUGGGUGUUUGCGGCGGUUUGCAUCUUCUGUCCAUGCUCGGCCUCCCUGCGCCACUCCGUCUUCGCAACAACCUGUGAGAAUUGCGCAGAGCUGCUGCUUCUCGUGGCUUGGGAGUGGGGACCCUGAGCGUCAUCCAGCCCAACCCCCCCUCGCAAUGCAGGAAUCUCAAAGCAUCCACGACGGACCCAACCUCCGCUUAUAAACCUCCGAGGAAGGAGAGUCCACAACCUCCCGUAUUUCGUAGAAUUUCUACACCGCCUUGGUUGUAAAAGCUGUUCUACCCCCCUAAAAAAAAACCUCAAAAGGGUUUCCGAAGAGAAUAGAACAGGCAUAGGCAAACUUGGCCCUCCAGUUGUUUUGGGGACUACAACUCCCAUCAUCCCUAACUAACAGGACCAGUGGUCAGGGAUGAUGGGAAUUGUAGUCUCAAAAGAUCUGGAGUUUGCCUAUGCCUGGAAUAGAAUAACCAAGUUAUUGGUCAAAACCAAAAAGGCUGUUUUGAACAUUCAGUGAAACGAAAUGAAAUCAGCAACAGGUUAAAGGAGACAUUGACAUUCUGCGUGUCUGUGCAGGCUUGCCUGAACGAAAAUGUUUUUCGCAGGCAUUGAAAAGAAUUCAGCGAACUUGAUCAACAGGCAGGCAGGCAGAGGUCCUGGGUUUAGAUCCCUCCGCAGACCCUGAAACUUGCCAAGUCGCAUUCUCUGAGGGUGGCCUACCGGGUAGGGCUGUUGUACAAGGCUGAAAACGGUUUGGUGUGGGGAAGGAAUACAUGGGCUUUGAGUGUUUUGAGACACUGAGGGGAUAGAACAAAUAUUUGUUGUUGUUUAGUCAUUUAGUGGUGUCCGCCUCUUCGUGACCCCCUGGACCAGAUCACGCCAGGCCCUCCUGUCUUCCACUGCCUCCCGCAGUUUGGUCAAACUCAUGCUGGUAGCUUGGAGAACACUGUCCCCCCAUCUCGUCCUCUGUGCCCUCCAUCUUUCCCAACAUCAGGGUCUUUUCCAGGGAGUCUUCUCUUCUCAUGAGGUGGCCAAAGUCUUGGAGCCUCAGCUUCAGGAUCUGUCCUUCCAGUGAGCACUCAGGGCUGAUUUCCUUCAGAAUGGAGAGGUCUGAUGAUCUUGCAGUCCAUGGGACUCUCAAGAGUCUCCUCCAGCACCAGAAUGUACCGGACCAAUUCAAUUCCCUGACCUAGUCAUUAUGCAGCUUCGACAAAGAGCCACGCUUUGAGCGUUGCUGUUUCCUCUUCCAUCCCUGGCGCCUUCCCCUUAUUUAUCUCAACCCUUUGGUUGUAAACAAUCAUCAUCGUUAUUAUUAUUAAUUUAAAACCUUUAGCGCUUGAGAGAAAGGCAGGAUGUAAAUAUUGCAAGUAAGGACAGCCUCUGCGUAUCGUUCAGCUGGUACCUUCUGGGAAAUGCCCUUCUGCUGAUUCCUAAGCCACAGUGUCCUCCUUACUCAACCUUUUCUCUCCCUUUCAGUUCCUGGUGGCUGGGAAACCCAUUACAACUGCUGUUCAGGAGCUGUGGGUUCCCCCGGGUGCCAAGUCGCAAAAGUAAGUAUUUUCAAAUUUCCUUGGUUUCCUUUUAUCUCGCCCGUCCUCCGUCACGGAGCCCCGGGGGUAGAAGCGUGGUUGUUAGAUCUAGGCGCGGGUCGUAGUUCACUGGUAGAGCUCCUGCCUUGCAGGCAGAAGGUCCCAGGCUCAGUCCUGCCCCCCUCCCAAUCCCCAGGUAGGACUGGGAAUGCUUAAAACCUUGGGGAGCCCUGCCGGUCCGUGUGAACGUCAGCUAGACCAGGUUGCUCACCGGAGCAAGACGGUUUGAGCAUCUUACUCCGAUCCCGGUCCGACUGCACUGGCUACCAAUUCGUUUCCGGGCCCAAUUCAAAGUGCUGGUUUCGACCUAUAAAGCCUUAAAUGGCUCAGGACCGCAAUACCUCAAGGACCGCCUCUUCCCAUAUGAACCUACCUGGACCCUGAGAUCAUCUUCCGAGGCCCUCCUUCGUGUGCCUCCUCCUCGGGAGGUCCAGAGGGUGGCAACACAAGAACGGGGCCUUCUCUGCAGUGGCUCCCCGUUUGUGGGAAUGCUCUCCACAGGGAGGUUCUCCUGGUGCCUUCAUUAUACACCUUUAGGCGCCAGGCAAAAACGUUCCUUUUUAACCAGGCCUUUGGUUGAUCUGUUUUGCAUCCUAUGCCCUUUUAAAAUGUGGGGUUUUUUUGGGGGGGCGUUAUUGGGUUGUUAGGGACGCAGGUGGCGCUGUGGGUUAAACCACAGAGCCUAGGACUUGCCGAUCGGAAGGUCGGCGGUUCGAAUCCCCGCAAUGACGGGGUGAGCUCCCGUUGCUCGGUCCCUGCUCCUGCCAACCUAUCAAUUCGAAAGCACGUCAAAGUGCAAGUAGAUAAAUAGGUACCGCUCUGGCGGGAAGGCAAACGGCGUUUCCGUGCACUGCUCUGGUUCGCCAGAAGCGGCUUAGUCCUGCUGGCCACAUGACCCGGAAGCUGUACGCCGGCUCCCUCGGCCAAUAAAGCGAAAUGAGCGCCGCAACGCCAGAGUCGGCCACGACUGGACCUAAUGGUCAGCGGUCCCUUUACCUUUACUUUAUUGGGUUGUUGUUUUUAUUUUUAUUAGGUAUUUUGUGUUUUUAUAUCUUGAUUUUAUUCUCUGAACUGCCCUGAGUAUAGGGCGGUAUAUAAAUUCUAAUAAAAUGAUGAUGAUGAUGAUAGACUGCCUUUAAGCCUGGAGGCUUCUCCAUGAAUUUUUCCUGACCCCUCUUUCAAAGCCAUUGUCCUCCUAAAGCCAGGCAAGGUGAAAUAAGUUGUCUUCCUUCUCUCUUUGCCCCUCUAAUUUCCUCCUCCCUCUUUCAGCAACACGUUCACGACGGCCGGAAGGAGAGCUUGGAGGGUUUCGUGAAGACCUUUGAGAAGGUGCCCAGCGCAGAUGGAAACCCAGGCAUCUACGCCUUAGACUGCGAAAUGGUUGGUGGAGCGUUCGAUUGGGGCGAACUGGGGCGGUUUCGAAAAACAAUAGCCAUUAAAAUCAUCGGCUUAGGCAGCUCGAAAUAGGCUGCUUCUUUCAACCUGGAACGUGUCUCUGUCUCUCUGCCUGUCGUGUCUGUUUUGAAAAAAGUUAACUAAAACCGUAGCUCUGUUCCUUAACGGCUGGAACCUCGGAAGCCGAACACCUUUGAACUUGAACGUUUCGGCUCCCGAGUGGUCGAAACCCGGAAGUGAGUGUUCCGGUUUUCGAACGAUUUUCAGAAGCCAAAUGUCCGGCGCGGCUUCCAAUUGACCGUAGGACGGUUCCAGGAGUCAAACGCAUUCUGUAUUCUGUUCGAUAACCAAGGCACGACUCAAUCUAUCUACCUAUUUAUCUAUCUAUCUGUCUGUCUAUCUGUCUAGUUAUAUAUCUGUCUAUCUGUCUAUCUAUCUAUCUAUCUAUCUAUCUAUCAUCUAUCAUCUAUCUAUCUAUCUAUCUGUCUAUCUAUCAUCUAUCUAUCUAUCUGUCUAUCUAUCUAUCUGUCUAUCUAUCAUCUAUCUAUCUGUCUAUCUGUCUGUCUAUCUAUCUAUCUAUCUGUCUAUCUAUCUGUCGAUCCAUAUAUCUACUCUAUCUAUCUAUCAUCUAUCUAUCUAUCUCUCUGUCUAUCCAUAUAUCUACUCUCUCUCUCUCUCUCUCUGUCUGUCUGUCAUCUGUCUAUCAUCUAUCUAUCUGUCUGUCUCUCUAUCUGUUUAUCUGUCUAUCCAUCUAUCUGUCUAUCUAUCUAUCAUCUGUCGGUCUGUCUAUCUAUCAUCUGUCUAUCUGUCUAUCUAUCAUCUAUCUAUAUCUAUCUAUCUAUCUAUCUAUCUAUCUAUCUAUCUAUCUAUCUAUCUAUAUCUAUCUCUAUCUAUCAUCUAUCUAUCUAUCUAUCUAUCUAUCAUCACCUGUCUAUCUACUAUCAUCUAUCUAUCUGUCUAUCUAUCAUUCAUCUAUCUAUCAUGUCUGUUCUGAAAAAAGAUAACUAAAAUCGUAGCUCUCUUCCUUAACCGCUGGGAAACAGUCGGCCGAAAGAAGCAGCCUUGAAAGUUGUCAGAAAUCUCUCCCUGCACCCCCCUUGAUUCCUGCCUCUCUGGACCCCAAAUCGGUUUAAUCUCUGGGUCGCUGAGUCAGGCGAGGGUUUGGCGAAUCGGGGAUCAGGGCUGCCUGCGGAAAGGGAGGCUUCCUGAGACACCCACCCCCCUCCAAUAUCUCUCUCUUCUUCUUCGGCUCCCGCAGUGUUACACCAAGCAAGGCCUGGAGCUGACACGCGUCACGGUGAUCAACUCGGAGCUGAAAGUCGUCUACGACACCUUCGUCAAGCCUGACCACAAAGUUGUGGACUACAACACUCGGUGAGGGUAAUCAGAGGCCUGGUCCGCCGAGCCUUAAUACUUUCCUUUUUCCUUUCUCCUUCUGUGCUGGAACUCCUAUUUGGGGACUUCCCUGGCUUUUUCCCGGCCCACGUAGGACCAGUCUGGAUCGUUGGCCUUGGUGAAGAUUUGACGUUUUCAUCCCCCGAAAGUUUUUGAUUUGAAUUUCCACUGAAAUGAGGCUGCAUUUUAAUGUUGUACAGUGGUACCUCGGGUUAAGUACUUAAUUCGUUCCGGAGGCCUGUUCUUAACCUGAAACUGCUCUUAACCUAAAGCACCACUUUAGCUAAUGGGGCCUCCCGUUGCUGCCGCCGGAGCACAAUUUCUGUUCUCAUCCUGAAGCAAAGUUCUUAACCUGAAGCACUAUUUCUGGGUUAGCAGAGUCUGUAACCUGAAGCGUAUGUAACCCGAGGUACCACUGUAUUUUAAUCUAGUUUUUAAGUUGUAUUUCAAUCCAUUGUUUUUCUACCUGGUGUUAGCAGCCCUGAGCCCCGUCUUGGCUGGGGAGGGCAGGGUAUAAAUAAAAUUUAUUAAGCAUUAGGUGCAAACUGUCCUCAGCUUCUUAACCUUCAGAUUGCUGGCCUGUCUAAACCCUAGUGGCAGCAAGUCCUCCAGAGACUCCAAUGUCUCCAUCUCCCACACACAACAGCCUUUCUGGCAGGCCAGCCAAAUCAGCUUAGUUUUUCUUUUUAAAAAAUCUUGUUUAUUGAUUUUUCACAAAAAAAGACCGUAAGUUGACUUCCUGUCCUCCCAAGUUUAGUUUUUCCCUUAAGUUCCAAAUUGUGCGGUUCCUCUGCUCCAAAAUGAAAUGGGUCAAAUUCUUCCUUCCUUCCGUCCUUCCUUUCUUUCCUUUCCUUUCCUUUCCUUUCCUUUCCUUUCCUUUUUCCUUCCUCCUCCUUCCUUCCUUCCUUCUUCCUUCCUUCCUUCCUUCCUUCCUUCCUCCUUCCUUCCUUCCUUCCUUCCUUCCUUCCUUUCUUUCCUUUUUCCUUCCUCCUUCCUUCCUUCCUUCCUUUCUUUCUUUCUUUCUUUCUUUCUUUCUUUCUCUUUCUUUCUUUCUUUUACGUAUUUGUUUAUUUCCUUCCUUUUUCUCAGCCUGAGACCCAAGGCCAGCUUAUGCAGAUAAAAUGGGAGGGAAAAGCUAAAAACAUAGAAAGUACGAGAGGUUCGUAUGAGGGCAUACGGUCUUUCAAAUAGCCUGUACGUUCUGGGGACUGUGCCAAAAUUACAUAUAGUCAAAACACACACUGGGUUCAAUGUCAGGUAGGAUUGUCAAAGUCUCUCUCUCUCUCUCCCCCCCCCCCUCCGCUCUCUUUUCAAUGAUUAUCUAUUUUGCCAAACGCUUAACUCUGAAUGCUCACAAGUCAAAUGUGAGUAAGUUGCGGGUUCACAAAAAGGGAGAGCUGGAGACUAGCCUAUAACUCUCAAAAGUGGAUAUUUUUCCGUUUGUUUUCAUACAUAUAUUGCAUUGUCGUUUUCAAAUUUGACAAAAAUCAUCAUCAGUUGACAUUUACGUAACGUACUUGUUUUGACUUCUCCCCCCCCCCUUCUUGGUUUCUUGUAAAAAACAUUUUCAAAACUUUCAUCUCCCCCUUAAAUCAUUUUGUUUGUCGCUCUCUACAUUUCUUCCAAAGCCAGCUUUUAACUGCUUGCUUUUAAAUUAAUCAUGCUAAUGUGUUUAAUUGUUCGCAGUAAUUUUUUAGGUAAUCCACGCAUCUCCCCCAUUCAUUCUUCUUUCUUUCUUUCUUUCUUUCUUAUCUUUUUUUGUUGAGUUUUACGUUGCAAAUUUAAAUUCCAACAUUAAACAUCAACAUCAUCAUUUAGGAUUCCCUCAACCCUUCGAUUCCCCUCUGGGCUUUCAUGGUUACCAUUUUUAUCAAUCUUCUUUCCAACUGCUUCACUUAUUUUCUCUAUUUUUCUUAAAUAAUCAAUUUUUUUAACCUUAAUUCUGAAUACACUAUGAGCGUUCAUCAAACCCUGCCAAAGUUUUUAGUUGUUUACAGUGUUCUCUUAAAUACAUUGUAAAAUUUCCCCAUUCCUUCUUAAAGUUUUAGAAUACAUCUGAAGGCAGCCCUGUUUAGGGAAGCUUUUAAUGUUUAAUAGGUUACUGUAUUUUAGUGUUCUGUUGGAAGCCGCCCAGAAUGGCUGGGGAAACCCAGCCAGAUGGGCGGGGUUUAAAUAAUAAAAAUAAUAAAAAUAAAAAUUCUUCUUGGUUUCUUAAUCUUCCCGCGAGUUUUGCCGUUUCCGCAGAGCCCCUUAACGUUGUCGCAAUUCCUCUUCCUUCGUCGGGGGGGACGGACAGCGUCCUCCUUCCAUCUCUGCUCAAAAGAGCUGCCGGGAGAUGCCUUGUUGUUGUUGUUGUUUAGUCGUUUAGUCAUUUAGUCGUGUCCGACUCUUCGUGACCCCCUGGACCAGAGCACGCCAGGCACUUCUGUCUUCCACUGCCUCCCGCAAUUUGGUCAAACUCAUAUUGGUAGCUUUGAGAACACUGUCCCACCAUCUCGUCCUCUGCCAUCCCCUUCUCCUUGUGCCCUCCAUCUUUCCCAGCAUCAGGGUCUUUUCCAGGGAGCCUUCUCUUCUCCUGAGGUGGCCAAAGUCUUGGAGCCUCAGCUUCAGGAUCUGUCCUUCCCGUGAGCACUCAGGGGUGAUUUCUUUCAGAAUGGAGAGGUUUGAUCUUCUUGCAGUCCAUGGGCUCUCCAGAGUCUCCUCCAGCACCAGAAUUCAAACGCCUUGCUCAAGCGGCAAUUUUGUACGACUGCCUUCGCAAGGGCGAGUAUUCCCACCCGUUUGACGGCGUUGAUCUUUGCCUUCGCAGGUUUUCGGGCGUGACGGAGGCGGACCUGGAGAACGCCUCCAUCACCCUGCGGGACGUCCAAGCCGUCCUCCUGAGCAUGUUCAGCUCGGACACGAUCCUGAUCGGGCACAGCCUGGAAAGCGACCUGUUUGCGCUGAAGGUAACGGGACAGUUCCGGCGGGGCAGUUCUGCGUUCUGCUUGCUCUGGGGAAAGCCAGGCAGCGAUGUGUCAGCCGCAGGGUGGGCUGGGGUCGUUUCCCCGCUUUGAGCGGCUUAACAGAGGAGUCUGUGCCCCCCACCCCAUUCAGACUGUAGCAACUGAGCAACGCUAGAUCAGGCGGGUAUUCCCCAAACCCAUCGCCGUGUCCCGUCCCCCAGUCCUACGGACAAACCCCAAACCCGUUGCCGUAUACUCCAACCUGGUUUGUUCCCAGAGCCGCAACUCUUCUAUCUCCUAGGUUCCCAGCACACAUGCCCCACAGGGGGGCAAUCUGAUUCUUAGAGAGGGGGCCAAUUCGAGAAUGAGUUAUUAACAGUGAAUGGCCUUUUAGGCUUCCUCCACAUGAAUAGGAGCUCGCUUUUUGAAUAAUAAGAAUCACCGUAUUUUUCUGUCUAUAAGACGCCCCCUGUUUUGGGGGAGGGGACGCGGGUGGCGCUGUGGGUUAAACCACAGAGCCUAGGACUUGCCGAUCAGAAGGUCGGCGGUUCAAAUCCCCGCGACGGGGUGAGCUCCCGUUGCUUGGUCCCUGCUCCUUCCAACCUAGCAGUUUGAAAGCACGUCAAAGUGCAAGUAGAUAAAUAGGUACCGCUCCGGCGGGAAGGUAAACGGCGUUUCCGUGCGCUGCUCUGGUUCGCCAGAAGCGGCUUAGUCCUGCUGGCCACAUGACCCGGAAGCUGGACGCUGGCUCACUCGGCCAGUAAAGCGAGAUGAGCGCCGCAACCCCAGAGUCGGCCACGACUGGACCUAAUAGUCAGGGGUCCCUUUACCUUUACUAGUUUGGGGUAUUUAAGAAAAUCGGGGGGGAGAUGGCCUCGGUGUAUAAGACGCCCCCCACAUUUUUGACUUCAUUUUUAAGGGGAAAAACAGUCUUAUACAUGGAAAAAUAUUGUAUAUGUUGGGGGGGGGGGGAAUCAGGAUUUUAGAGAUGCUUACAAAUUGGUUUCGAACCACUGCUGUAUCUAUCUGAAAGGGUGGGAACAGCUUUUAAAUUUAAAGGCCAAGGGUGAGGGUGGGGGGGGGUCUAGGGCUGGGGAAUAUGUCGUCCGAAACUGUUCUGAUGUACAUAUCGCGAAAUCAGGUUUCAUCACUUCUGGCCUGGCGAUAUAUCGCAAAUCGUGAUGUUUGCAUGUGCUAUGCACAGUGCUUUCUUUAAAAAAAAAAAAAUGUUUAGGGGUACUCUCUUUUUCCUACUCCUAUGAGGCCAAACUUAGAUUCAGAAAAGGUUUAGGGGUAUGCGUACCCCUUUGUCCAUCCGUCCCCCAGAAAAAAGCCCUGGCUAUGCAAAAAUCACGGCACGGGGAAAACCACGAAGCCAGCCGAUGCCUCUGCAUAGCCUGGUCCUUAUUUCGGGCCUCGCAAUCUAUCAGUCUAUUGCGAUGCUUAGCCAGCGAUGAUAUCGCAAAGUUGACAGCCAGAUCAUUGCCCGGCCCAAGUGGGGGGUCCGAAGACGCGUUCCUGGUGGCGCGAGGGUUUCCACCAGUGCAGAAGAACAUAGCGGAAGUACUUGGGGGAAAGGGAGACCCUUUGACCCCGUCUGCGUCCGUCUCUCCCGGCAGCUCAUCCACGGGACUGUGGUGGACACGGCUAUCGUCUUCCCUCACCGCCUGGGCUUGCCUUACAAGCGGGCGCUGCGCACCUUGAUGGCCGACUACCUCAAGCGCAUCAUCCAGGACAGCGGUGAGAUUUCGGCGCCUGGAGGGGGGCGGGAUGGGGAGCAAGGGAGAGAAUCCGUGGGGUGGUGCCUCGGGGUCUUCAGUCCGCCUUCCGCCCUCUCCGCUCCUGAGCUGCAAAGCCCUGACCGCCAAACACCAGCCUCUCUAAAGUCCUACAGCUCCAAUUCCAGACACCCCAGUGCCUUUCCUUCCCAUAAAGGAACAGCCUUACAGUCCCGCUUGGACUACUGCCAUGCGCUCUACAUGGGGCUGCCUUUGAAGGUGACCCGGAAACUGCAACUAAUCCAGAACGCAGCAGCUAGGCUGGGGACUGAGAGCGGUCACCGAGACCAUAUAACACCGGUCCAGAAAGACCUCCAUUGGCUCUCAAGACGUUCCUGAGCACAAUUCAAAGUGCUGGUGCUGACCUUGAAAGCCCUAAACGGCCUCAGCCAAGUAUACGUGAAGGAGCCUCUCCAACCCCAGUGUUCAGCCCGGACACCUGGGUCCAGCUCCAAGGGCCUUCUGGCGGUCCACUCCCUGCGAGAAGAGAGGUUGUGCAGGGAGCCAGGAAGAUGUCGCACAGCCUGGGAGUCAUUUUGGACUCCUGGCUAUCCAUGGAGGGGCAGGUCAAUUCUGUGUCCAGGGCAGCUCCAUCUGGUAUGCAGGAUGAGACCCUCCCUGCCCGCAGACUGUCUGGCCAGAGUGAUGCAUGCUCUGGUUAUCUCCCGCUUGGACUACUGCCAUGCGCUCUCCGUGGGGCUACCUUUGAAGGUGACCCGGAAACUAUAACUAAUCCAGAAUGCGGCAGCCAGACUGGGGACUGGGAGUGGCCACCGAGACUGGGAGUGGAGACCAUAUAACACCGGUCCUGAAAGACUUACAUUGGCUCCCAGGACAUUUCUGAGCACAAUUCAAAGUGUUGGUGCUCAUCUAGAAAGCCCUAAAUGGCCUCGGCCCAAUAUACCUAAAGGAGCAUCUCCACCCCCAUUGUUCAGCCCGGACACAGGUCCCAGGGCCAAGGGCCAAGAUUGAUUGAUUGAUUGACUGAAUUUAUAUACCGCCCUAUACCCAGAGGUCUCAAGGUGGUUCACAGAAAACAUCACAAUAUGUAAAAUCAAAAUAAGAACAAUAACCCAAUAGAGCCACAUUUUAAAAGGGUAUAGGAUGUCGUUGAGGUCAACCAAAGGCCUGGUUAAAAAGGAACGUUCUUGCCUGGCACCUAAAGGUGUAUAAUGAAGGCGCAAGGCGAACGUCCCUGGGGAGAGCAUUCCACAGACGAGGGGCCACUGCAGAGAAGGCCCCGUUCUCGUGUUGCCACCCUCCGGACCUCUCGAGGAGGAGGCACACGAAGGAGGGCCUCAGAAGAUGAUCUCAGGGUCCGGGUAGGUCCAUAUGGAAAGAGGCGGUCCUUGAGGUAUUGCGGUCCUGAUCCGCCCCACCCCAAUUCCUUCCCAUCUUUCCAAGUCCCUCUUUGAUCUCCCCAAGGCAGCGGUGACCAAACUUGGCCCUCCAGCUGUUUUGGGACUACAGCUCCCAUCAUCCCUAGCUAACAGGACCAGCAGUCAGGGAUGAUGGGAAUUGUAGUCCAAAGCAUCCAGAGGGCCGAGUUUGACCACCACUGCCCCAGAAGAUGAGUCACAACCUCCUGCGUUCUCUCUUUGUUUUUCUUCCCGGCAGUGGAAGGCCACGACUCGAGCGAGGACGCCCGGGCGUGCAUGGAACUGAUGAUCUGGAAGAUCAAAGAAGACGCGAAAGUGAAGCGGUGAUAGAGGAGGGGCCGCCGCCGUUCUUCCUCCUUCGCCCCUUCCGCUUUUACCGGUGCAGUGCAAUAAUGAUAAUAAUAAUAACAAUAAUAGCCUCUUGGGAGCCUGGACCUACCCCCCCUUCUGUGUUCGCAGGUAUCCCUGCGUAGCUGCUGCUGGUGGCACCACCCCUCCUCUGCAGUCACACUGUGAAAGCAUGUGACCUCGCGAGUCUGGCCGCAACGUCCCGUCCCCCACGACCUGUGGCGCGGUAGGCCCACCAGAGAACUCCGGGAUAAAAUCUGGGUGGCGCCUAACUCCCCGAAACCCCGUCCCGUUCGCGAACCUCGAAAAACGGAAAUCCAGCUUCUCCUUUGGGGACUUAACGUGGGGCUCCCUGUGCGCCGCCGCACGCCGGGAAGUCGGCUGUGGCGACUCGGGCAAGCUGUGGAGGCUCCGAUCCGGGAGCGGGCUGCCUCCAAACCCGCAACCCCAGAAGAGAAGGCGGAGGCGGCGUGCGGUUGGCAGAGCAGCAGAACUGCCGGCACGGAUACGCGUUUGAGUCCCGGCCGUGGGUACGGCAGGGCGUUGCGCUCGUGCCAGGAGCACUGGGGCCUUCGGUGCAGCUGACCCACAGGAAAUGGGCCCCCCUGCAAAGAGGGGGUUCCCCUCACCCCAUCUCCCAGCGCAACGGGCCCCCGGUCUCUGCUGCCUGCAUCGUCGGACUCCUUCCCGAGGCACAGGAUUGCCCCGGAUAAGGGGCUGGCAGCCGUUCCCACGACGGGUUCGCCACCUGAGACCCUGAAUCGGCCGUUGCGCAAGUUCUCCAGGGUGGAAAACGGGGCGUGAGCGUGGCAGAGUCGCUGCAGGGACCCUUACGAUUCGUCCGCCUUCGCAACUGCAAGUCCGGGGAAUUCCACCGUUCAGAGCAUAUCGCACAUAACUUCCAAGCUCAACCACGACUUUUUAAAAAACACUAGGAAACGCUUCUUCCUAAUAAUUGCUAAUCGCUGCUCUGUGAACGCCCCGUGGGGAAACUUAACCCAGCUCGCUUUGGGGGGGGGGUGGAUGCAGGUGGAAAUAUUUGCCUUGGCGUAAAACAGAAAGUGGGGUGAUGGUUGAAUCCACCUUUUCAAAUUCACACACGCUCAGUUAUCCGUGAGUGUAAAUAACAAUGUUCUAGGAACAGAGCAAGUUAGAAGACAGGGUGGGGCGGGGGGGGUGUUGGUUAUCUAUUUAAAACAAGGGGAGAAUUCUGCACUACAAGCUAUUUUAGCUGACGAAACACUUCCCUCCUCUGUCCCCCGAAUUUUCAUUUAAGGAGAGAGCCUAAAGAGUUCAAAUGUUUCCCAACGCCGUCGGAACCCAUUCAUUCCCUUUAAAUACCAGUUCCAUGUUUCUUGCAGCUCCCAAUCUGCCCUCUUCCUUCCUCCCUUCAAGGGUAAUAAGAGGAGAAAGCAAGUCUCCUCUGCCCCUGGGGGAAAAAAACCCUAUUAUUAUUAUUAUUAAUAAUAAUAACCUUAGCAGAGGUCGACCACCUCUGCAGCUGACCCAGAUCGCCUUUGUUUUGUUAACACUGUACAGUUAAUUAAAAAAAACGGGCGCUGUAGACUUUGUAUAUGCAGAACUGGUAAAAACCUGUUAACACUAUUUUGUAAAUGGUUUUUUUUUUUAAAUAAAUAAACAAAAAAUCCUGGCUAUUUAUGGUGAGCACGAUUGGUUAUUUUAGAGAUUAUCUCUCUCUGUGUGUG
Molecule: messenger RNA, 40456 nt
Organism: Podarcis lilfordi (Lilford's wall lizard)
Lineage: Eukaryota; Metazoa; Chordata; Lepidosauria; Squamata; Lacertidae
Source: the annotation of a GenBank genome assembly